Molecule: messenger RNA, 618 nt
Organism: Saprolegnia parasitica CBS 223.65
Lineage: Eukaryota; Oomycota; Saprolegniomycetes; Saprolegniales; Saprolegniaceae
Exons: 3
Coding region: 1-618 (205 amino acids)
Source: RefSeq, a predicted model, not a curated record
AUGACGCCAAAUGUCCUUAACGCGUCCUUCUUUCCGUCGUCGCCACCGCUGCCUGGGCAACUGCGCAGCCUUGCGACGGAUAUCGAAGACGACUGGGACGAUGCGCCGUCGCUCAUGCGCAAGCUGUCGUCUUCCUCUCUCGAAGCCUCGGACCUUUUCUCACGUGCGAGCUUUCGGCAGCUGCCAGUGCUCGGGCAACUUCGCCAUCAGUUUGUGACUUUGACACACCGCGGUGUCGAUGAUAUCGCAGCGACGCUUGCGGCGUCGACAACGCUCUACCAUCUCAACCUUGGAUUAUCGCGUCUGCCACAGGACCAACUCCAAAUGAUCCUCUACGCGCUGCCGCACUGGCUGAGUCGCCAGCAGAGCGUGUGCUACGUCAGCCUCGAGGUGACGGACGAAAGCCACAUCCAGAUCAUUGCCGCGAUGCUCAAGACAUGCAACGCACAUGGCGUGCGAAUUGAGCUGUGCGGCGACUCGCUCGGGCUCGGAGCGUGUCAAGGCCUCUUCCGCGACGAAGUCGAAGAGCUCAAGGAACACGCGCGGCUGCACAACAUCGCGUACAUCGGCGACUGGUUUCUCUCGCCCGCCACAACACCAUGGCUGCCGCUUGCUUAG